Hemibagrus wyckioides is the source of this 2317-nucleotide messenger RNA. RefSeq names its product DEAD (Asp-Glu-Ala-Asp) box polypeptide 18 (gene ddx18). Gene Ontology annotation, molecular function: nucleic acid binding; ATP binding; RNA helicase activity. Lineage: Eukaryota; Metazoa; Chordata; Actinopteri; Siluriformes; Bagridae. Gene Ontology annotation, cellular component: nucleolus. The record is from RefSeq and is a predicted model, not a curated record. The transcript is spliced from 14 exons. Gene Ontology annotation, biological process: maturation of LSU-rRNA from tricistronic rRNA transcript (SSU-rRNA, 5.8S rRNA, LSU-rRNA). The coding region runs from base 46 to 2031 and encodes 661 amino acids.
UGAAGGACCCGAGUCACUCACACACGUGUGUGUCUACAUGCAGACAUGGCCGAUCUUCAGAUGAAGCUUCUUCGGAAGAAAAUUCAGAAAAGGAAUGCAAAGAAUAAAGAACGCAAGCUUAAACAGAAGCUAAGGGAAGAAGAAGAAGGAGAGGAAAACGAGUCUGAAGUAGUAAUUGAGGACUGUGAUGGAGAGACCACGGAAGAGACUCCAGUUGCAGGCACACAGCAGGAGAAGGCAGAUGAAAAGCUGAAGAUUGAGUCCACGCAGGAGAACAGCGGCACGCAAAGCAGCAGCAAGAAGAAGAAAAAGAAGAAGAGGAAACUAAAUGAAGAAGGAGAUCCCACCAGCGUUUCUGUGAAAAAGGCCAAACAGGAGAACAAUGAGGGCAAUGGGGCUGAGCUCUCUGAGGGAGGAGAGGAACAGGAGAGUGCAAAAGAAGGAUUUAAGGAGGAUGAUGACGGUGAGAAAGAUGGAGAUGAGGAAGAGGAGGAGUGUGAUGGACCACAGCUUCCUUCUGGACUGACAGGAGCAUUUGAAGAUCAGUCAUUUGCUUCACUGGCAGAGCUUGUGAGCGAGAAAACACUCAUGGCUAUUAAAGAGAUGGGCUUUGAGACCAUGACUGAGAUUCAGCACAAAACUAUACGCCCCCUACUGGAGGGAAGAGAUGUUCUUGCAGCUGCUAAAACUGGCAGUGGCAAAACUCUGGCUUUCCUCGUUCCUGCCAUUGAACUCAUCAAUAAACUCAGGUUCAUGCCCAGGAAUGGUACUGGAGUGGUGAUCUUGUCCCCUACACGCGAGUUGGCCAUGCAGACAUACGGAGUACUGAAGGAGUUGAUGACCCAUCACGUGCACACAUAUGGCCUCAUCAUGGGCGGCAGUAACCGCUCAGCUGAAGCCCAGAAGCUUGGCAAUGGAGUCAACAUCCUGGUGGCCACCCCUGGGAGACUGCUUGACCAUCUACAGAAUACUCCUGGCUUCAUGUAUAAAAACCUGCAGUGUCUGAUUAUCGAUGAAGCAGAUAGAAUUCUCGAAGUUGGAUUUGAGGAAGAACUUAAACAGAUCAUCAAACUGCUGCCAAAGAAGAGACAGACCAUGCUGUUCUCAGCUACACAGACGAGGAAAGUGGAGGAUUUGGCACGGAUCUCUCUGAAGAAAGAGCCUCUGUAUGUGGGAGUGGAUGAUAACAAAGAUACAGCAACUGUGGAAGGACUGGAGCAGGGCUAUGUGGUAUGCCCAUCUGAGAAGCGCUUCCUGCUGCUUUUUACAUUCCUGAAGAAGAACCGCAAGAAGAAGCUGAUGGUCUUCUUCUCCUCCUGCAUGUCUGUGAAGUAUCACUAUGAGCUCCUCAAUUACAUCGACCUGCCUGUUAUGGCCAUCCAUGGCAAGCAGAAGCAGACCAAGAGAACCACCACAUUUUUCCAGUUCUGUAAUGCAGACUCUGGCAUCUUGCUCUGCACUGAUGUUGCAGCCAGAGGACUCGAUAUCCCUGAGGUGGACUGGAUCGUGCAGUACGACCCACCAGAUGACCCUAAGGAAUACAUCCACCGUGUGGGUCGAACUGCUCGAGGUAUUGAUGGCAGAGGGCAUGCCCUCCUAAUCCUCAGACCUGAAGAGCUCGGCUUCCUGCGAUUCCUAAAACAGGCCAAGGUCCCAUUGAGUGAGUUUGAAUUUUCUUGGACCAAGAUCUCAGAUAUUCAGUCGCAGUUGGAGAAGCUGAUUGAGAAGAAUUACUACCUGCAUAAAUCGGCUCAGGAGGCUUACAAGUCCUACGUGAGAGCAUAUGAUUCCCAUUCCCUCAAACAGAUCUACAAUGUACAGACACUCAACCUCCCACAGGUGGCGCUGUCCUUUGGCUUCAAAGUACCACCUUAUGUCGACCUCAAUGUUCACAGCAGUAAAGGUGUAAAGCUACAGAAGAGAGGAGGAGGUGGAGGCUUCGGCUACCAGAAAUCCAAGAACUUGCAUAAGGCAAAGAUCUUCAAACAUGUUAACAAGGGCAAGGGAGACCGCAGACAGUUCUCCCGCUGAGUUUGACUAUUCCUUUCCUCUAAUUUCUUAAUGCUUCAGGAAACAUGGGAAUAGUUGUCAUGGUCAGUGGUUAAUUAUGCACAUACUUGUCUGCUUCUUUUGUAUGUGUAUUCGGAGAAGCUGUUGGAAGACUGAAUUUGGAUCUGUUUCCAUUCCUCAUAACUGUGUGGAGAAUCUGUAAUGCAACUUUCGUAUGAACUUCCUUUAAUCUGUAUAUGAAUAUUUUUCUGUCCUCUUUGUAUGGGUCAACUGAUGGCUUAAUUAAAGAAAUAUUCCAGAAAACCAA